Messenger RNA from Pistacia vera, 1426 nucleotides. Its product is annotated as 4-diphosphocytidyl-2-C-methyl-D-erythritol kinase, chloroplastic. Gene Ontology annotation, molecular function: 4-(cytidine 5'-diphospho)-2-C-methyl-D-erythritol kinase activity; ATP binding. The transcript is spliced from 11 exons. Gene Ontology annotation, biological process: terpenoid biosynthetic process. Lineage: Eukaryota; Viridiplantae; Streptophyta; Magnoliopsida; Sapindales; Anacardiaceae. The coding region runs from base 52 to 1218 and encodes 388 amino acids. The record is from RefSeq and is a predicted model, not a curated record. Gene Ontology annotation, cellular component: chloroplast.
UUAUCAGUUGCAGGGACUAAAGAGCGAAAAAAAGAAAAAGAAAAAAAAAACAUGGCAUCCUGUCAACUCCUUGUUCCUUGUUCUUCUUCUUCCUUGAGAAGCAGUUUCAAGCUAAACCCACAUCAACAUGGCUCUUCUUCUUUCAAACCAAAACUUCACUUCAAGAAACCACCGACAACUCUUGUCAAUUCCACCAAAAAACAAAUGGAGAUAGUUUAUGACCCUGAUGAAAGGAUAAACAAGUUGGCUGAUCAAGUGGACAGGGAUGCUCCUCUUUCUAGGCUCACUUUGUUCUCACCCUGCAAGAUUAAUGUUUUCUUGAGAAUAACAAACAAAAGAGAAGAUGGGUUUCAUGAUUUAGCAUCUCUCUUUCAUGUAAUUAGUUUAGGUGAUACUAUUAAGUUCUCUUUAUCACCAUUGAAAACUAAGGAUCGUCUUUCAACAAAUGUGCCAGGAGUUCCUCUUGAUGAUAAAAAUUUGAUAAUUAAAGCCCUUAACCUUUAUAGAAAGAAGACUGGCAGUGACAACUUCUUUUGGAUUCACCUUGAUAAACGUGUGCCUACUGGAGCAGGACUUGGCGGUGGAAGCAGUAAUGCUGCAACUGCACUUUGGGCAGCAAACCAAUUCAAUGGUGGUGCUGCCACUGAGAACGAGCUUCAAGAAUGGUCAAGUGAGAUUGGUUCAGAUAUUCCCUUCUUUUUCUCCCAUGGGGCAGCUUAUUGUACUGGUAGAGGUGAGAUUGUUCAAGAUAUUCCUCCACCCAUACCUUUGGAUGUUCCUAUGGUUCUCAUAAAGCCUAGGGAGGCAUGUCCCACAGCUGCAGUGUAUAAGAAACUUCGGCUAGAUCAAACCAGUAAGGUUGAUCCUUUAAUAUUGCUGGAGAAGAUCUCAAGGAAUGGUAUAUCUCAAGAUGUUUGUAUCAAUGAUCUAGAAGCCCCAGCAUUUGAAGUUCUCCCAUCUCUUAAAAGAUUAAAACAGCGUAUAAUUGCUGCCAGCCGAGGACAAUAUGAUGCUGUUUUUAUGUCUGGGAGUGGUAGCACUAUUGUUGGCAUUGGUUCAACAGAUCCUCCACAGUUCGUCUAUGAUGAUACUGAUUACGAAGAUGUGUUUUUGUCGGAGGCAAGUUUUAUCACUCGUGAAGAGAAUCAAUGGUAUGGUGAAUCGAAUUCAAUGAGUGCCUCUUGCCAACCACCGGAGUUUUCCAGAAGUAUGGGGUGAUGUAUCCUUGUGGAAAAUAUAGAAAUAAAUCAUUUUAGUUUAUUUCAAUCAUUGUUGCUAUAUGUAUUUCAGGAUGAAAUGUUGACUUUUGUUCGGCUUAGAAACGUUGAGUUUUCAUAUUGUAGAAUAGCAUAGUACGAAUGAGCCAAAUUGACAAGUGCAUAUAAUUUCAAUGUUAACAGUAUUUUAUGUGAAUUUCAUUUCAAUU